Molecule: messenger RNA, 3397 nt
Organism: Lampris incognitus (smalleye Pacific opah)
Lineage: Eukaryota; Metazoa; Chordata; Actinopteri; Lampriformes; Lampridae
Gene: pxdc1b
Product: PX domain containing 1b
Exons: 5
Coding region: 28-729 (233 amino acids)
Molecular function (GO): phosphatidylinositol binding
Source: RefSeq, a predicted model, not a curated record
UCAGAAUGCGGGAGUGACGGCGGAGGAAUGGCAUCAGCUGUAUUUGAGGGGACGUCGCUGGUCAACAUGUUCGUGAAGGACUGCUGGGUGAACGGCGUCCGCAGACUCAUCAUCAGCCAACGCGGGGAGGAAGAGGAGUUUUUCGAGAUCAGGACUGAAUGGUCCGACAGGAACAUCUUAUACUUGCACCGGAGUUACUCAGAUCUGGGGAGACUGUUUAAGAGACUUGCGGAAUCCUUCCCUGAGGACAGAGGGGAGCUCUCCAAGUCUCCUCUGAUUGAAGGAAUGCUGAAGAUCAAAGGGACAAAUGAUAUUGAGGUGAAGCUGAAUGAGGUGGAGAGGCUGCUGAAGAACGCAAUCAACAUGCCUUGGAAGUAUUCCCGGUCGGAGGUGAUGCUGACAUUCUUUGAGCGGUCACCACUUGACCAGGUACUAAGGAACGACAAAGUCCACAGAAUCCAACCUUGCUUUCAAAGCCCAAUGAAGAUAUCAGAGAUCAUGCGGUCAAAUGGUUUUUGUCUGGCCAAUACAGAGACGAUCGUAUUUGAUCAGAGUCUCCCCGAGGACAAAGAGAGGCCUUCAUCCACUGAUUCAGGCGAACAUACGUAUGAGGAUGGGACAGAGUUCUUGCCAGCGGAACCAGACCUGUGCGACGAGGAAACAGAGCCCUAUGUCACCAACCUCUCCUACUACCACCUGGUCCCCUUUGAAACUGACAUUCUCGAGUGACGCGCUGCCGCAAUGCCUGCUGGGGAAUGGAUGGUUGACGCCGAUGCUGAGGAACACAUGCAAUUCAAUGAAACCUGCCUAUGCAAUGCUCUGUCCGGUGGUCAAGAAGGCUAGGGGCACACAGCUGGCUAAAAUGCAAUGCGGCUGCUGCUUAUGUGUGCAGGUUUGCAGGAGGGCUUUUCCCCAGCCGGAGAAAGCGAAGGUUGAGGAGCUUCACGGAUGUGCAGUAUACAGAAAGACCGAAUGAAUGCAACAGCAGUACCACAGGCAUUAUUUGUCCUCUACUGCUGUCAGUGAUAUCACCGGUGUGCUUCAUCUUGCAGCCUUACGUUAAUGUCUCAAAGUCAAGACUAGAUGGGAUUAUACUAUGGUCUCCACCAUUGAACUGCUCCCCACAGUGUGUCCACACUUGGCUGCCACUUUGCCCAAUUUUUUAUCCACUUGUGGCAACGUGCAGCACCGUGAGCUUCGUGUAUGAGAUGUGGCUCUAAAACAGCAAGGAAUUGAGCUGUCUCUGUUAUACCAGCAUGCAACUUCCUGUUUUGCUGCAGUUAUAUUGAAUUGUUUCUUGGAUCUGAUAAGAUUCAGGAGAAACUUGCUUGGUUAAAACUUCCUUGAUUUUGGUCUCUGGCAACAGACAUGCAAUCAUGAGCAGAUCUUAGUGGAAAUAUAUAAGAUAAAACAAUACAAGUCAUAGAAGCAUCUGCAAGAUGUUUAACAUCUUGUACAAAACAUGUGUUGCUUGGGUGGCGCAGUGGACUAGCGCGCUACCGGCCCAGCGUUGCCUCCGGCUUCGAUGGGCGGUGCAGGGAACAAAUUGGCAGAGAUCCUGCGUGAGGACCCGCCAGGGGUAAUGUGAGCCUCUUUCUGUGAAUCGUUUUGGAUUAAAGCAUCUGCUAAACAUUGAGCUAACUCUCAUUGAGUGUGAUAUAAAUUAUAAUCAAACAUGAUAUCUUUCUCCCUCCGGCCCCUUGUAUGGUGAAGGCCUGUGACCCAAGCCUUUUGUUGGUCCCUGCAACCAAUGUCCAGUUAAAGAAUAUUGAACAUAGAGAUUUAACUAUAUUGAAUUGAAGUGUUGAUGAAUUGUGACUGGGUGGGUUGGGGGGAAGGGGGGGUGUCCUUCUCUUUAGAUAAGAUUUUAUGCAGCCCGCUUUGGCGUUAGAGUAGUUUGAUCAGACUAUCAACAUGUUUUUAUUAAACAAAUAACUUGGUUUUUUUCUUUACAGAUUUGAAUUUGACUGUUUUUGUUGAAUUUUGGGGUCAAAUUAAUCAUCUCGAUUCUGUCUUUACCGUGUGACGAAGGGCAAAAACCAUUUUGCCGGCGAGUCAAGGCUAUAGUAUCUGACCCACUGUUGCUGUAGUGUGAGAGGGUUCGUGGGAGUCGAACCUUCAGCUCGCUGCGGAGAAACAAAUCAUGCCUUUAUCUAAAGGCAACAAAUGACCAUGCUGUGCUAAAAUCGGUCUAUAAGGAAAGUGUGUGAAGUACAAGGCAAACACUUUACUGUUUCAUGUGUGUAUUAUUACUGUUGCCACAAUAAGGAGGGCGUGCUGCGAUUGCACAAAAUUGUGUGCAAACUUUGUCCUUUUUUGCCACAUCGAUUAGUGGACUAAUCAAAAUCAAAACCAUGAAGCUCCAUGGUUUCUUCAGCUGGCAUUGGAAUAAACUUUUAUGUCUAAAAUCAGAGUGAGAAAAUUAAUACCUUUUUUUCUGUUGUAAUGGGAUUUUUGUGUUUUUUGCAUUUUCGUACUAAAGCUGACAUGAAUAUGAAUUUUUUUGUGACAUUUAAUUAUCUUCUGCUUAAUAUCAUGUCUUUCUGUAUACAUAGGAAACUUGGCCCGUGGGGCUUUACCGAGACUGUCCUGCUCGUGAGUCUAUUUAGUAACACAGUCAUGCUCCCUACACGGCCCGUGAGAAAGCGCAGCUCUUUCUCAGGGUGAGAAACCAUCCCACACGUCUGUUUCUCCAUUUACUUCAAGGAGGAGAGACUAAAUAGGAGGAGGAGGCACAUUGUUUGAAUGUUCUUCAGACGCUGAUUUCCUGGAGGAAAACUAGCAUUGAAUACUCCCGGGUAGAAAGUCAGACGCAGUACGAUCGCAAUGACGAGUAUGUUCGAGUUGUUUUGACUCCAUUCUGAGAGAAAGAGUGGGAUUUUUGUUUUUCGGUGUCAUGACAUUUUUCCUCGUUUUCAUUUUUAGGUGUAAUCCCAGGGUCAAGGUCUCUGCUUUCAUAAUCUCCAUGCGGUUAUGGUACAACCAAAUUUGUGCAUUGUAGGGGACAGGCUGACCAAGUGCUGGUGCUCUACUUUUAGUCACUUUCAGAACAUAUCUUAAUACACGAGUGAGGUUUAGGAGUAGGAUUUUUUAAAAAUACUGUUUUGAUAACAUGGAAAAAUGUUACAAAAACAACUUAUUUAUUUUUUCAAGCCACAGACUCACAUCCCAAAGCUAACCAUGCUCUACCUGUUUUCUUGUAUUUGUACGUUUUUAUUGUCAUUUUAAGAUCUUUUUGGGCUCUACAAAUGCCUAAGAAGGUUUGAAUGAACAUAAUUUCUGUUGUCAACCUUAAAAAAAUGCAUUCCCUGUGUGGUAUUAUGUGUGACAACCUGACAAAUAUCAGUAUUCGAUCGUUAUGGUUUUCAGUGCUUCCUAACAUGAAUAAAUACGUUUU